Ceutorhynchus assimilis (cabbage seed weevil) is the source of this 2208-nucleotide messenger RNA. The record is from the annotation of a GenBank genome assembly. Lineage: Eukaryota; Metazoa; Arthropoda; Insecta; Coleoptera; Curculionidae.
AUGUACAAAUUUGUGAUAAUUGCGGUUCUUUUGCAAAUAUGUUUAUCAAAAAAUAUUUUUAAUUUGAAAAGCAACAAUAAUAUUGGUACACGUAAAAAGGCUACAGGAUUUGUUUUUUCCAUGCCAAAAACGUUGGUAUCGGGGAAAAAUGAAACUGUAUGUAUUUCAUUACACGAAUUAAACUUGCCUGCAAAAGUUUUAGUGGAUUUAAAAUGGAAGGAAAAGCAUCAUACUACUCUGAAAAAUUUAGACUCGGAUUCAGGUUGUUUUGAAAUUAAAGUGCCCUUAAAACGAAUUGUGGAAGCACAAUUUGUAAGCGUCAGAGUUCAAGUACAAAUGCGCCAUCAAGAAAUAUAUUCUGCCCAUAAUUAUGAUCCCAUUUUAAUUUAUCCUAGUCUACAAAAUAAAGUUUUAAUAGAAACCGAUAGGGGCCUUUACAAACCAGGGGAUACUUUGAAAUUUAGGAUUUUGCAAUUGGAUCGCGAUUUUUUGCCAAUUUCAACCAAGAUAUCUAAUAUAUGCAUUAAAAAUCCGAUGGGAAUUACAGUAAUGGCAUGGGAAAAUAUAACUCCGGAUCGUGGAUUAGUUAGUUUUGAUUACCAAUUGGUUCCAGAGUCGAUGAUUGGUAAGUGGAAGCUCCAAGCAGAAAACCAAACAACCACCUUCGAAGUAGCAAAAUAUAACGUUCCAAGGUUCAAAAUUGACCUCAAAUACCCCAAAAGUAUUUACUACAAAACAAAAUCCAUCAAUAUUCUCGUUUGCGGCAAAUAUUCUAAUAAUAAACCGGUUGCAGGAAUAGCUUUUAUUAAAAUUUCCCAUUCUUUUAGUAAUAUGAAAUCUAUUAAUGAACUGAAAGAGAUGGUAAAUGGUUGCGCCGAAUUUCAAAUUGACAAAGCCACUUUUGGUGUGGAAAGCUUGAAUGAAAAAAUGUUCGAUUCUAAAAAAUAUUUGCAAAUUACUGCAACUAUUACAGAACACGGUACAAAUAAAAUGGAUGUAGCUUCAGGAAAAAGCAAGAUUUUAUUGAAAGGUUAUAAUCUCAAAUUCAAUAGCAAUCCGAUGUUCAUUCCAGGAAUGCCUUAUGAGGGACAAUUGAAAUUAACAAAUAUUAUUACAAGUAUUGAAGAUGAGGUUGUAGAAAUAUGCUAUAACUUAGCAAUAAAAAAAAGCUGGAAUUAUUUGAACAAGGAACAGUGUCGGAAUUAUAGUAUACCAAAAACUGGCAUUGUAGCUUUUAAAUUGUGGCCUGUAAAAACUAAUGUUCUUCAUGUUUCAUUACAUGCGAAAUCCUUAAAUAAUUCACUAAUAACUGACGAUUUCUUGAUUGUGAGACUGUUUUCUCCUAGCUCCAGUUAUAUAAAAAUGGAGAAGAUACCUUCAGAAAAAAAUGCUUGUUAUAUACAUUAUCAAUAUAAAGUAGCAUAUUCAACUGAUCAUUUUAAUAAUGGGGAUAAUAUAACGUUCUAUUAUACGAUAAAAUCUUCCUUGGAAAUACUUGAAAUGGGGAAACAUAACCAAACAGUUCAAAAAACUGAUACAAAUUCUAAUAAUGAAGAUACAAGCGAGUAUCUCGGAGAAGUUCAUAAGUACGUUAAACUUGGAGCAAAUAUUGAACAUUUUACUUUAAAUUUCCAAAUCAAGAAGAAAUUUUUAACUGGAUAUCAACUGCUUAUCUAUUAUGUUACUAAAGAUGGCGAAACUGUUGCUGCUACAAAAACUGACGAAAUAGAACCAUGUUCGUUGCAGAUAAGUUCUAAUUGGUCACAAACUCAACUUCUUCCCGGUACAAUGGCAACACUCAACAUAAAAUCAGCCAGUCCUGCCUUAUGCGCAAUAUCGGUCACCGAUAAAGCUAGUAAAUUUAUAUCGGCCAAUCAUCAAAAUGUAAGUUUAGACAGGAUUUUGAAAGUGUUUUCGCCGGAGAGAGAAAGUGCAAAGUCUGGUAGAAAUAGUUGCGUUUCGAAUCAGCCUAGAAGAAAUGCAGGACCUUCCUCAGUACAGAAUAUGGAGCAUUUAUUAAAAAGGAGAAAACGCCAUAUUUAUUCGUUUGCAGAAGAUUAUGACGCUUAUGAUAUAUUUUCUAAAUUUGGGACUAUAACAAUAACGAAUCUUCAACUGAUAACCAAGCCUUGCUAUAACGGACCACUAGUUGAAGACUUACCUCCAGGUAAGCUAAAACCAACUGUUAAUCUAUACAAAUAUCAUUAA